Drosophila arizonae is the source of this 358-nucleotide messenger RNA. RefSeq lists its product as uncharacterized. NCBI's taxonomy places the organism in Eukaryota, Metazoa, Arthropoda, Insecta, Diptera, Drosophilidae. Gene Ontology annotation, cellular component: nucleus. The record is from RefSeq and is a predicted model, not a curated record. Gene Ontology annotation, biological process: negative regulation of cell population proliferation; negative regulation of cell cycle; regulation of transcription by RNA polymerase II.
AACAUUUUAAACAAAAGUCAACAAAAUUGAAAUUAAAUCAACAUGUCUGAGGCCAGCUGCGAUCAAUAUGAACACUACAAUUAUGAUCACGACAAGCACAUGUUCUCGGGGCACAGUGGCAAGCAGCGCACCAAGAAGGAAGCCAGCGAGCACACCAAUCACUUCGAUCCCUCCGGCCACUCCAGAAAGAUUCUAACUAAACUUGUCAACACGAACAACAACAACAAGAAGGCGGCGUGCAAAAACUAAAUGUUAUAUAUAUAAGUAAAUUUAACCAAAUCGAAUUUUAAUUAUACUAAAAAUGUUGACGAAAAAGUGAAAGGCUCUGGGGGAGAAAGUGAGAAGCGGGCCUUUGGCU